UGAAUAUGAUACAUAUGGAACAGUUAGAUUGUUGGUAAGAUUUUAUGAUAGUUAUUGUGGAAUUAUCAACAAAGAAUAAGAUUUUCUUUUACCUAUUUUAUAAAUGGGUUAGGAUAAUUAUAUAGAUAUGUAGAACUAUUAAAUGGACAAAAUAAAAUAAAAAAUUAAAUUAGAAAAAUGAAAAAAAUUAGUUGUGAAAGCUUUAUUUAUAUAUAAUUAUAAUUAAUUUUUAAUUUAUCUAAAACUGAAAUUAACUAAAAAAUGAAAAAUAAUAAUUCUGAAAAGUUAUAAAAUUUAUAAUUAGAAAAAUAGAUACCGUGCAGAGAUAUGGAUAAUAACAACAACAAAAAUCAAAAAACUUCUAAAUAAAUAGAAGAAGAAUAAGAGCUUUGCAAGCCGAUAAAAAUACUGAAAAAACAAUUUCAGUGCAAAUUGGAAAACGAUGAAUUUGAUUAAUAAAUCGAUCCUCAAAUGAACGUCGCGAGGAUAAGAAAUAAUUAAAUUCAGGAAAAAAAAUAUUUUGGUCUUAAUGUAUAAGAUCUGUAAAAUAAUUUUUUACAUCAAAUCCUUAGAACAUUGGUUAUGUGUUUCAGAUUUGUAACCGGAUAUAUAAUGUCUGAUGGUAACACUAUUUAAGGCAAUGCUUAAUAACUCAGCAUAAAAGUGUUGAAAGCUUUAAAAAUGGAAAAUGUAAGUCUGUAAAAAGAUAGAAAAAUAACAGACUUUAUUCAAAUAAGAAAUAAGUUCUUGGGGCAUAAUAAUAAUUUUCAUUUGAAUUUUUUGGAACUUGCAUAAAAAUUUUUCCAAUAAUAAAAUUUUAAAAAUUAAUUUGACAGAGAAUUCUAUGAUAUUAUAGUUGGCAUUAUGGUAUCAAAUAUUCCUUUUGAGAGCAUAACAUUCGAUUACGAUCAAUUCAGUGAUCUAUUCGACAGAGAGCUCAUAUUGAAAUAGAACUAGAGGUUCUAAGAUGUAAUUGAUGAAGAUAUGGUCCAUUUAGUAAAUUUUAAUUCUGCAUUUGCUAAUUCAAAAGGUGUGUUCAUAAACUUCGACACUACAUCAUUUCCCUAGGACAGCCAAAAGGAAGAUUACUAGAAUUUUUGUUUCGAGUCGCCAAAUAAAGAAUUAAACAACAGAAACGAAUUUUAGUAAAUGGCUAUUUACGUUCCAUAUAAGAAUAUGAUAAAAAAAAUUAUCAAAUAUCAAUCAGAGUCAGGAAAGCAAUUUGAUAAUAUAGAUGUUUAUAUUACACUUGCAAUAUUGGAAAAAUAAUAUCUAUUUCCUGAAUUCUUGGGUUUCCCUAUGCAUGAUUAUGAGCUGCAAAAUUAUCAUGGAUCGAUAAUUAAAAUAUAAAAAAGUUAUAUCAGGAAUUUUGAUCCUCGAUACCAUGGAAACUAUAAGCCAUACAUAGAUAAUCUUGGAAUUAAAUAAAAUGAUUAUAGAGAAUUCUAAGAACCCUAAAUAUUAGCAAUAAAAUAUAAUAAAUUGAGAUGA
This is a messenger RNA of Tetrahymena thermophila SB210, 1491 nucleotides long. RefSeq lists its product as hypothetical. The record is from RefSeq and is a predicted model, not a curated record. NCBI's taxonomy places the organism in Eukaryota, Ciliophora, Oligohymenophorea, Hymenostomatida, Tetrahymenidae. The transcript has a single exon.